This is a messenger RNA of Mollisia scopiformis, 1568 nucleotides long. Its product is annotated as dehydrogenase with different specificitie. The transcript has a single exon. The record is from RefSeq and is a predicted model, not a curated record. NCBI's taxonomy places the organism in Eukaryota, Fungi, Ascomycota, Leotiomycetes, Helotiales, Mollisiaceae. Bases 485 to 1420 code for a protein of 311 amino acids.
AGGAUUUCAAGUUGACAUGUACCCCAGAUAUCGUCAAUUUGCAUAUUCCGAGUGGAAUAAAUGUGUUCGAGUCAUGUCAGAGCUCUUGAGUGGUUUGUUUGUUCAUUCGGGUGUGAAGUUCGUCCGAUAGUUCGUCUGAAUGUGAGCAUGGCGACUCGAGUAUAUAUAUGAGGAGUUUGAGACAGGUCUCUUUCUCCAAGCCACCCAUUUCAAAGACAUUCCUGUCUUUGCGCUUUGACUGUAGCAACUGCGCUUGUUCCUUUACUUUGCUCGUCGUUCCUAUUUUCGGUCUCGAUAUCAAGCGUGCCACCGUUACUGUGCAGCGUCUUGCCGAUUCGUCAAUCACAUCGGCUCUUGCGUUCACUCUAAUUGGUGACUACAUCUUCAACAUGGCGCCUUUCGACCCAGUGAAGGAGAUUCCUGACCUUUCAGGACAAGUGAUCCUGAUCACUGGUGGUAUGUGCCUUGCCAGCCUCAAUUGAACAUGGAGUGGUGGCGAGCUUAUCUUCACGAGUACAUGAUUAACAACUAUUCAGGCACCGCUGGUCUUGGGACUCAAGCCAUUCUACUUUUGGCAGCGCAUAAUCCUGAUAAGAUAUACUUCACUGGUCGCUCUACUACCAAGGCCAAUGAAGUGAUAUCCGAUGUCAAGACCAAAUUCCCAUCCGUCUCAGUUACUUUCAUUGAACUUGACCUUGCAUCACUAUCUUCUGUCCAGGACGGUGCCAAGAUAUUCCUCGCCGCCAAUACUAGGCUCGACAAACUCAUCUGCAAUGCAGGUGUGGCGGCUUUACCUCCGGGUCUCACCAAAGACGGAUAUGAGCUCCAAUUCGGCACAAAUCACAUGGGUCAUGCUUUGCUUGUCAAAUUACUUCUACCAACCUUGACCGAAACCACGAAACUGGCGGGUACUGAUGUCCGUGUUGUGUUUCUAUCUAGCGAAGGGUAUUCUGGACAUCCCAGCGGCGGUAUAAUCUUCAAGGACUUGAAGACGACCCAGAACUUCGCUAUCAUGGGUCCUUGGCAGAGAUAUGGUCAAUCGAAACUGGCCAACGUUCUCUACCCUGCGGAGCUCGCUCGAAGAUACAAAGACUCAGGUAUCAAAUUCUUGAGCAUCCAUCCGGGAGUGUUCAACACCAGUCUCAUCAAGGAUCUCCCUUGGGGCCAAAGAGCAUUCCUUCAUUCGGCUAAUGCAAUAAUGAUGCGCGGAAUCAAGGAUGAGACGAAGAAUGGACAAGGUGCCUGGAAUACUUGUUGGGCUGCCACAGCGACAAAAACGUCGAAUGGGAAGGAUAUUGUCAACGGAGAGUACUACUCUCCUGUAGGCGAGCCGGUCAAGAAACUCAGGGAAGGCAAUAAUGCAAAACUGGCGGGGCAGUUGUACGACUAUACGGAGAAAGAACUAGCGAGUUGGAAUUAAGCUAGUGGAUAGCCCAAGAUGGCUUGAUGGCGACAGUAGGUCUUUUGAUGGAGAGUUGUCUGGUUUUUGUACCUUGUUAGUUGUACUGCAUGUCAUCUGAGAUAUUUAUUUUGCUGUGCAUAAUCUGUUCGUAGCGGACAAACUCGGU